Orbicella faveolata is the source of this 1961-nucleotide messenger RNA. RefSeq names its product neuronal acetylcholine receptor subunit alpha-10-like. Gene Ontology annotation, biological process: monoatomic ion transmembrane transport. Gene Ontology annotation, molecular function: transmembrane signaling receptor activity; acetylcholine-gated monoatomic cation-selective channel activity. Gene Ontology annotation, cellular component: postsynaptic membrane. NCBI's taxonomy places the organism in Eukaryota, Metazoa, Cnidaria, Anthozoa, Scleractinia, Merulinidae. The record is from RefSeq and is a predicted model, not a curated record.
CCCUGAGUCAAACUUCGACGCAUUGGAUAUACGUUGAAGCACGAUGCGCUCCGGAAUCGUUAUGGACGCUCCUGAUUCACGGCGUUGUUUCAUGAUCCUCGUAACACUCAUUGUUCUCUUAUUAGAGGUUGUAAAAUCACAAGGUUAUCACAGCGAAGAUUUCGAACAUAGGCUACUUCAUGACUUAUUCAGUGGCUACAGCAAAGAAGCCUUGCCCGUAAGGAACAAGUCAGAGGCGAUUGAAGUCAUGUUCGAUAUGGCGUAUAGUCAACUUAUAUACCUGGAUAGCAAAAAUCAAAUACUGUCCAGUAAAGUAUGGUUGAGACAGAUGUGGACUAACCCAUACCUAAAAUGGGAUCCUAAGAAAUAUGGUGGGAUUGAACAUAUCAAUAUUGACCCAAAACUGAUUUGGAAACCAGAUAUCAUCCUUUACAACAAUAUUGGUUUUGGUGAAACAGGUGCAAUAUAUAAUUUUGACACAAAGGCAGUGCUGAAAUACAAUGGUUAUACCGAAUGGUUUGCUCCGACAGAGAUUCACAGUAUCUGCAAGAUUAAUAUUAAUUAUUUCCCAUUUGAUGAGCAGACCUGUCCACUUGUGUUUGGUUCCUGGACUUAUACAGGUAACAAGCUAAACCUUACCAAAAAGCGUGACUCCGCAGAUCUCUCAAAAUACACUGUCAGCGGCGAGUGGGAAUUACUAGAUGCACCUCUGAAGCGCAAUGAGGAACUCUACAGCUGUUGCCCCCAUCCCUUUAUCGACAUCACAUACACAAUCCAUGUCAAACGCAGAGUGCUCUUCUACAUGAUGAACCUCAUCAUUCCGUGCAUUGUCUUGGCGGUCUUGACGGUUUUCUCGUUCUAUCUGCCGCCUGAGUCAGGUGAGCGCAUGGGCCUGGUCAUAACCAUUCUCCUGGGAUUGACCGUGUUCAUGAUGGUUUUCACAGAGAACGUGCCGCGUACCUCGGAGGUGACUCCACUGAUUGGUAAAUACUCGGUUACAGUCCUGGUACAGGUCACGGUUGCCCUAGUUAUCACGUGCUCUAUUCUGAGAGUUUAUCACCGUGAUCCAGAGAGGAAGAUGCCUGCCUGGUUCCGCAAGCUCAUCUUUGAUAUCUUAGGCCCGAUGCUGCUAGCCAUGCCGUCAGAGGAACGAGCCAAGAUGGCACGAGACGACAAGAGCAAGAAUUUCUACGUGACAAAAGUGCAGGGAAAUCCUUACGAAAUCCACCGCAGUCAGAAUCAUCUUGUAGUUUCCAUGCCAAAGAUAGCGAGCCCAAAGAAAGGCGAGACAGAAACUGACAGCAAAUGUUUCCACACGUCACCUUUGGGAUCUAACCUGUCACUCACACCAUCGGACGAGCGAAUGGAAGAAAUCGUUUAUGGCAUGCGUGCUAUCGUUUCUCAUUUGAAAGACACGCAAGAGUCAGAUGCAAAGAUCAAUGACUGGCAUCACGCAGCCGCAGUUCUAGACAUCGCGUUCUUUUGGAUCACGGCCAUUACCAUCUUGGGAUCCACACUGGCGUUUUACUUUAUGAUCCCAAAGUAGCUAGAAGGGGAACCUCCUUGACAGACAAUUUUUUUUUCGAAAGAGUUCUAGCCAUUGGUAAAACGCUAUGAAUGUUCAGUAAACAAAGGUGUAGCUGACAUAUGGAGCUGGAACGUCACUUAAACUUGCAUGGCGUUUACAAUGGCACCAGUUUACUAUGACUGUAUUACCCUGUAUUUGACAGUAUUGAAUCUUGCGUGCUCCAUUGAAAGCAAGAAUGAAUAAUUAUUUAAAAUGUAACAUUUCAAACGCGAGAGACAGAGUUUCAUCGGGAUAUCCAAACACCAAGAAUAGAGUUGAAAAUAUACGACUCGCAGCGAAGUAUUUUUGAAGAGGUGUUGGGAUAACCAAAGAAACACUGUCUCGAGUGUUUGAUAUAUCUACUCAAUCGAAAAAAAAAACACUAAGGAGUAAA